AACACAAGUGCUUAUUACUAAUUGCUUAUUACCCAGAGACACAUCAACAGCACAAAAAUGGAAGUUACAAGUGCUGUUCAUUCAGUUAGGUAUCUCAAUUUGCAAACGCGCUUUUCACAACUUGAAAGACUCAACAACAAUGGACCCUUGUUUAUAUCCACAAAAACCACAACACAAAAUAAUUCUCUUCUUCAUCCUAACCAAUUAAGCAGAAAAAUCAAUAGUGAUUAUGGUCUUAACUAUGGUAGUCACAGUAAAAGUUUCAUCACCAAUUCAACUUCUUCUGCUACUACUUCAGCAGAAACUUCUGGAUCAUUAUCUGAAGUUGAAAAGAUAAAGCAAAAAUGCCUUAAAUGGAAGUGGAAGGAUCAGUAUUCAAUCAAUUAUUUUGUUUCUUCUGAUUCAGAUUCUUCUCAGCUCAAUCAUCCUCCUCUGUUACUUGUUCAUGGCUUUGGUGCUUCCAUUCCUCACUGGCGCAGGAAUAUUAAGACAUUGUCUCAAAAUUAUACUGUUUAUGCUAUUGAUCUUCUUGGUUUUGGGCUGUCAGAUAAGCCCCCAGGCUUUUUAUAUACCAUGGAAACAUGGGCUGAGUUGAUCCUAGAUUUCUUGGAUGAAGUUGUUAAGAAGCCAACAGUACUAAUAGGAAACUCUGUUGGAAGUCUCGCUUGUGUCAUUGCUGCUGCUUCAGGCAAUAUCCAACCAGAUUCAAGUCAAACACUUGUCAAAGGAAUUGUGCUGUUAAAUUGUUCUGGUGGGAUGAACAACAAAGCUAUAGUUGAUGACUGGAGGAUCAAGUUACUUCUACCAUUGCUUUGGCUGAUUGAUUUUUUAUUGAAUCAAAAGGGAAUUGCUUCGGCAAUUUUCGAGCGUGUUAAACAAAGAGAGAAUUUGAGGAACAUCUUGAGUUCAGUGUAUGGAAAUAAAGAGUCUGUGGAUGAUGAACUUGUGGAGAUCAUUAGGGAACCAGCAAACUCUGAAGGUGCGUUAGAUGCAUUUGUGUCAAUUGUAACAGGGCCACCAGGGCCUAAUCCAGUGCAGUUAGUGCCAAAAAUCUCUUUACCUAUUUUACUUUUAUGGGGAGAUGAAGAUCCAUUUACUCCAAUUGACGGACCUGUUGGGAAGUACUUUUCUUCAUUGCCUUCUCAACAAGAAAAUGUUAAACUCUUCUUACUUGAAGGGGUUGGACAUUGUCCUCAUGAUGACAGGCCUGAAUUAGUCCAUGAAAAAUUGCUUCCUUGGCUGGCCACUCUUUCAAAUUCAUAGGAAACACAUGCUGUACUACUCAUAAAAAGCAACUAGUUCAUGAAACCAUUUAUAUAUUUGAUGACCCAAACCUCAAAAACUGUCACAUUCACUAUAUCCCAUCUGUAUAGAUUAUGUAUAUUGUUUAUAGAUUGUUGUCUGUGUAAAAUUAAUUUUACAGUGAUAUUCAAUAAAUGUGAAUGUAAAACCACGUAAGACUUUCUCUUUCUUUAAAUACCAAGUUCAUCUCA
Molecule: messenger RNA, 1493 nt
Organism: Trifolium pratense (red clover)
Lineage: Eukaryota; Viridiplantae; Streptophyta; Magnoliopsida; Fabales; Fabaceae
Exons: 6
Coding region: 58-1263 (401 amino acids)
Biological process (GO): chlorophyll metabolic process
Cellular component (GO): chloroplast
Molecular function (GO): chlorophyllase activity
Source: RefSeq, a predicted model, not a curated record